AUUGACUGACUAAUUUUUGAUCGGAAGAUUUCCCGUUGACCUAACCCUAACCGGAGAGAUGGAUUCAAUUAUAUCCACAGCACUGGAUGAAAUCUGUUCUCAGGGAAACACAGGGAUCGCUCUCGUUUCUUUAUGGUCACGUCUCUCUACUCUUUCUUCUUCCGUGAAGGUUCAUGUAUGGAGAAAUCUUCUCACGAUCCCUCAGCUCCAAUUCAAGACGAAGAACAAUGUGUACGGAUCAUCAGAUACUUCUAUUCAACAGCUUGACGAUGCACUAAGACUCGAUUUAAGGAUCAUCGCUAAUGAGAACUUACGAGCUAACUUCGUUGGAUUAUACGAUACUCAGUCGAAUAACACGACUAUUCCCGCGAUUCAGCGUCGUGUUCUUGAACGUUUGGCUAUUGCUAGAGACAAUGGAGAUGCACAAAAUCUGCUUGCUAAAGAGUUUGGUAUCGAAGGAAGGAACUUCUUCUAUAGUGUGAAGCAGCUUGAAUCUCGAGGUUUGAUUGUUAGGCAACCAGCAGUUGUGAGAACUAAAGAAGUUGAUUCCAAAAAUACUUCAUGUAUUACCACCAACAUGAUAUACUUAACUCGUUACGCCAAGCCUCUGGGUUCGCAACAGAGGUUUGAGAUUUGCAAAGAGGACUCUGGGUCGGAGCACGAGGCUACUGCCGCCGGAGAUAGUCUGAAAGAGGACACACAUAUUAACGAUUUUUUGCCAGCAAUGCAGGCAGUUUGUGAUAAGCUCGAAGAAGCUACCGAGAAAGUUUUAGUCGUCUCGGAUAUUAAGCAAGACCUUGGUUAUAUGGGAUCAAAUAUAAGGCAUAGAGCUUGGAGAAGUGUUUGUCGCCGGUUGAUAGACUCUCAUGUUGUAGAGGAGUUUGAUGCUAUGGUGAACAAUAAGGUUGAAAGAUGUCUCCGUUUGUUAAAAAGAUUUUCAGCAGAAGAUUUUAACUACUCUAGGAAAAAGCAACUCCUAAAGUUUGGAAGGAGUAUUCAAAAAACAGAACAGACGUUGGAGCUUCCAAUAGAUAAUCAAAUUUAUGAUAUGGUUGAUGCUCAAGGAUCUAAAGGCUUGGCUGUUAUGGAGGUAUGUGAAAGACUUGGGAUUGAUAAGAAGAAGAUCUAUCCUCGGCUUUGUAGUAUUUGUUCAAGAGUUGGUAUGCAUUUACAGGCAGAAAGCCACAAGAAGACUCGAGUAUUUCGAGUUUGGAGUUCUCGUCAUACUCGGUCUGAGUCUUCUGAUAUGUUUCCUGAUAAAGCUGAAAAUAUUAGAGGGGAAAAUAUUGAUUUUAGUAAACCUCAUGGUACUGGUGGAUUGGCUAAGACCUCUACCAAACAUAGUUUUAAAGUUUCAGAUGCUGACAUCUAUACACCUACAACGUUAACUGAUUCUGAAAGGAAUUCAGGAGCCAAAAGAAGAAAGGUGGUUACACGUCGUAACUUACAAGAAUCAUUCAAUGAGAUUGGUGAUAAGGUUGUUGAUACUGCAAAGGAGUCCCCUGAUUUACCGAAGUCGGCUAAAUCAAAAGUGCAGCAACCUCAUGCUACUAUCGAAAACUCUCGGAGAGAGCAGAGAAUACUUGAGCGCUUAAAUGAGGAGAAGUUUGUUUUGAGAGCGGAGUUCCAUAAAUGGCUUCUAAGUUUUGAGAAAGACAGGAGCCCUAAGGUGGAUAGGAAAACCAUUUAUAGAAUUCUAAACAAGCUUCAAGAAAAAGGGCUCUGCAAAUGCAUUGGUGUUCGUGUUCCAAAUGUAAAUGAUUGUGGUCGUAGUCGUUGCUCUGUAAUAGUUUUGCAUCCAUCUGUUCAAGAAUUGACUCGAGACGUAGGAAAUGAAAUUCAUGAAAGGAUUAGGUCUUUUGAAUUAGGAUUCCGUAGCCAGAGAUUAUCGAAGAGGAAAAGCGACGAGACGAUUCCCGUAUUGAAUGUCGUUCAGAGAGGUAGAACUAAUGCGGAUUUAGAUGCGCGAGUUAGCAAAUCAGGAGCUAUGCAAGCCAAAGGGGUUGUGCUUGCAAAGAUGGUUCGUGUGAAGCUUCUACACUGUUUCCUUUGGGACUAUUUUAGUUCUUUGCCUGGGUGGGACAAUGCCUUUUCUUCUAUACAUGAUCAUAUAUCUGAGAAUUUGUUUUCACUUAAAGAUGCUUUUAGAGCCAUGCCACUCCAACUAUUUUUACAAGUUGUUGGAUCUACUCAGAAAGCUGAUGAUAUCAUGAAGAAAUGCAAACAAGUUAUGCGUCUUUCUGAGCUUCCUAGCGACGAGUAUAAGCUUCUAAUGGAUACUCGUGCCAUUGGGGUAUUAUCGAUGCUUAUUGAUAUUUUACGCCGGUUAAAGUUGAUUCAGAUGGUAAGUGAUAGACUCAGACGUGACGAGAUUGAGGAGAAGUAUGCUAAUUUAACACAUGCAGUGGAGCUUAAACCUUAUAUAGAGGAACCUUUGUUUGUUGCUGCUAAAUCCGAUGUCACGUCUCUUGAUUUUCGUCCGCGUAUUCGACAUGACUUUAUUCUAUCAAAUAGAGAUGCUGUUGAUGAAUAUUGGCUUACUCUAGAGUAUUGCUAUGCUGCUGCUGAUCACAGAGCUGCUAAGCAAGCAUUUCCGGGAUCUGUUUCUCAAGAGGUUUUUGGUAUCCGCUCUUGGGCCUCAGAUCAUGUCAUGACAGCGGAACAGCGUGAGAAGCUCUUACAGUGUAUUGCAAUAGAUAAGAAGGAAAAACUCUCUUUCAAAGAGUGUGAGAAGAUUUCUAAGGAUCUGAACCUGACCAUAGAGCAGGUUAUGCAUGCUUAUCAUGCGAAGCAUGGAAGACGCGUGAAAUCAAAACCAAAAGAUAAAACUUACGCUGUAGAAAAGAGUCCUUCAUCUUCCAGGAAAAGAAAAAGAACAUCUCUUGUAAAGCCUACAGGAGAAGGUGUCAGAUCCAUAAUAGUAGAUGGACAGAAGGUUCUGAAUUCUGAAGCCACCGAUGCCUCAAAUAGUGAGAAUGUUCAAGAGGACCAAACCCCCAUUCCGAUGCAUCAGGAUAAUCAACAAGAAAAUGCAGAGAUUAGCGAUCUUACUGAAGAUGAAGUUCAGUGUUCUUCUAUCAUCAACCAGCAUGCAAGUUCAAAGACUACAUCAACUUCUUCACAAAGAUUUUUGUGGACAGAUGAGGCGGACAGGAAAUUGUUGAGUAAAUAUGUUAGACACCGUGCAGCUCUUGGGGCAAAAUUUCAUGGAGUAAAUUGGGCUUCAGUUCCAGAACUACCUGCACCUCCUUUACCUUGCAAGCGACGGAUUCAAACAUUGAUGAAGAAUGAUAAAGUUCGGAAGGCGGUCAUGAGGCUUUGCAAUCUGCUCAGUGAGCGUUAUGCAAAACAUCUAAAGACGGAAUCCGGUUGUGUUGAGCAUCGUAAAGAUGAAGGAAAAUGGGAUGACUUCAAUGAAAAGAGUAUAAGUCAAGCCUUUAAUAAUGUUCUUGAGCUCAAGAAGAUGGCUAAACUGGUGCCCUCUAAACGGACUAGACCUGCAAUUCACUCAGAGGACAUUCAAACUGUUACUAUGGAUCAAGUUAAAGAUACAUCUCGACGAGCUGGACAUUAUCGUCUUCAUCAAAUUUUUAAGCAUGUAGAUGAAAAGGACAAUGGUAGUGUACAAGUGCAGAAAUCUCUGGUAGUAUCUACCGCUGUAGAACUGUUGAAGCUUGUCUUUCUAAGCAUGCCUACUGCACCUGGUAUGCCAAAUUUGCUAGAAGAUACCUUACGACGAUAUUCCGAGGGUGACCUCUUCACCGCCUAUAGCUACCUCCGAGACAAAAAUUUCCUGGUUGGUGGAAGUGGUGGACAACCAUUUGUGCUUUCUCAGAACUUUUUGCAUAGUAUUUCAAAGUCACCAUUCCCGGUUAAUACUGGGAAAAGAGCUGCCAAGUUCUCAAGUUGGCUUCUCGAACACGAAAGAGACCUUAUGGCUGGGGGAGUCACUCUUACUUCAGAUUUGCAAUGUGGUGAUGUUUUGAAUUUCUUUUCAUUGGUUGCUUCUGGUGAACUCUCUAUAUCUGUAUCCUUACCCCAAGAAGGUGUUGGAGAGCCUGAACAUCGAAGAGGUUUAAAACGUAGAGCUGAUGACGUAGAAGAAUCUGAACUUGAUAGUGCUAAGAAAUUUAAGCUGUUAGGUGAAGGUGAAAUCAACGUCCGAAAGGAAAAAGGUUUCCCUGGUAUCGCAGUAUCUGUUCGUCGUAUAACUAUACCAAUAGCGAACGCAAUAGAGUUGUUUAAGGAUGAUGACUCUUGUUCUGGUGAACUUCUUUUCAAGUCGGGAGAAACAAAUAGUGGCUGUGGUUCUGAUGAUAUGAAAGAACUUUUCAACUCUACGGAUGCUACUGUGAUACCAAGUAGUUUAAGUGAUUCUCCUUGGCAAGCGAUGGCCAGUGUUGCUAGUUGUAUUAUGUGCGGAUCUGCAGAUGAGCAACUUUGUUUAUUCAGUCCCCGGGUUUUCGAAGCCGUUUCCAAUGCUAUUCAGAAGGCUGGUGACCAAGGGCUAAGCAUUGAAGAAGUCAACUGUCUUAUUAAUAUUCCAAGCCAAGAAACUUGUGACUGCAUUGUAGAAGUACUUCAAACAUUUGGAGUAGCUUUGAAGGUAAAUGGCUAUGAUAAUUUCCGUCUUGUCCAUUCGCUCUACCGAUCAAAGUACUUCUUGACAUUGGAGGAUGGUGGAACUACCAGAAAUGGUCAACAGUCUCUACCAGUAAACUACCUAGAGAGGGCUUUGGAGGAACAUACGUCAAACGAUGAUUUCGCCAGCGGGUACAGUACUUCACAAGAUAAGCAAGAGCAUGUCGCUGUGAACAACGUUCACAAGGUUACAAUUCUUAACAUUCCUGAAACGGCAAAAACAAGCGAUUUGCACGAAGCAUCUAUCAAAUCUCCAUCUGUAACUUUUGGACCGGGUAUCGAAAGUGAAACAAAGGAAUCAACUUCUGAGAAGUCACUACCUAUGGCUAUAUUUCCAUGGAUAAACGCAGAUGGAUCAGUAAAUAGAGUUGUCUUCGAUGGACUAGUUCGCCGUGUUCUUGGUACCGUGAUGCAAAAUCCCGGUAUACCAGAGGACGAAAUCAUAAACCAAAUGGACGUACUAAAUCCUCAGAGCUGUAGAAAGCUUAUGGAGUUGAUGACACUAGACGGGUAUGUGAAAGUGAGGGAAAUGGUGCAAACUAAAUUCACCGGUCCUCCGUCUUUGUUAACCGGUCUUCUAUUUACCGGUCACAGAAAACCGGAGCUUAUCAGCCGCAAACACUUCUUUGCCAACUCCAAGGGACUCUUUGCCUUGUAAUAUAGUAAAAAGUAAAAAAUAGU
Messenger RNA from Arabidopsis arenosa, 5322 nucleotides. The record is from the annotation of a GenBank genome assembly. NCBI's taxonomy places the organism in Eukaryota, Viridiplantae, Streptophyta, Magnoliopsida, Brassicales, Brassicaceae.